Molecule: messenger RNA, 600 nt
Organism: Lichtheimia ornata
Lineage: Eukaryota; Fungi; Mucoromycota; Mucoromycetes; Mucorales; Lichtheimiaceae
Exons: 3
Coding region: 1-600 (199 amino acids)
Source: RefSeq, a predicted model, not a curated record
AUGUUAAGCGAACAGCGAACCGAGUUCUGUCAGCAUCAUAGCGAUGAUGCGAUCUGUAAUUCCGAGCAGGUGGCAACGGAUAGCUUUGAUGCUGAUCGUGUGCAUGAGUUUCCAGCGCCCUUUCUAGUACGAACAAAAUCACGGCUUGAGAAGGAAAGUUUACAUCGGCAAUAUCAAAAUCAGCAACAGCGCAUGAAUAGUCCAUACGGAUGGAUUCAGUGGUUAUACGAGAAGAUAUCCUUCUCUGCCAUACUCGAAAACAAGUCGGCUGUGGCCAGAGAUCAUCUCGCCAAUGAACGAACCUUUUUGGCUUGGCUACGCACAUCAUUGGCCAUGGUCACAGUGGGUGUGGCUAUUACACAGCUCUAUAGCAUGAACCCACAAGGAAGUGCGACUGCAGGACGCGCAAUUGGUGCUAUUUUUGUGAUGCUCAGUGUUGCGUUUCUCUACCUAGCCAAUGUACGCUAUUUUCAUUCGCAGCUGGCGUUGAUAAAGGAUCAGUUUCCUGCCAGUCGUGGGGCGAUCAUGUUCGGCUCAUCGGCUGUUUUAGCUUCUUUAAUUGCCAUGUUUGUCGUUAUCAUGAUUCAUGAUCGACAAUAA